AUGCAACUUCGUUUACUCGAGUUUUCUAAGCAUUUUUUGAAAAAGGCCAUCGAUUAUAAUCUCUCGUUAUUUGAAAUACCACACGUUUGGAUAAUACUGCUACCCUUCUGCCUUGUCUUCUGUGGAGUUGUAUUUGGAGGAGGUAACAAACCAAAGGGCUGCAAUGAACUGAAGGAAGAGUUGAAGGAUUUGCUUAACGAGGCAAGCAAGAGUUCAGGCAAACUUAUUAGAACUUUGAUGAACCUUAAGCAGUUUAACGGAGUUGGAAAAUUCAACAUGAUACAAUACCACACACUCAAGAUGGUUGUUACCUCAAGUUUAUCCGUCAUCGUUAUAACACAUAAAACAUCACUAAUAGUAAAACUUCGUGUGAUCUCCUUUUGUUUCUUCAUGUUUUGA
Trichobilharzia regenti is the source of this 399-nucleotide messenger RNA. NCBI's taxonomy places the organism in Eukaryota, Metazoa, Platyhelminthes, Trematoda, Strigeidida, Schistosomatidae. The record is from the annotation of a GenBank genome assembly.